Messenger RNA from Brachypodium distachyon (stiff brome), 1630 nucleotides. RefSeq names its product probable protein phosphatase 2C 2. NCBI's taxonomy places the organism in Eukaryota, Viridiplantae, Streptophyta, Magnoliopsida, Poales, Poaceae. Gene Ontology annotation, biological process: protein dephosphorylation. The transcript has 4 exons. Gene Ontology annotation, molecular function: cation binding; protein serine/threonine phosphatase activity. Bases 231 to 1391 code for a protein of 386 amino acids. The record is from RefSeq and is a predicted model, not a curated record.
UCCCUCCUAAUUUCCGCCGUUUCUUCUCGUCUCCUCUUUCCUUUCGGAUCAGGAAACUGUGCGUGUGCGUCCAGGAAAAGUUCAAAUCGCGUCUCUCGGAGAAAUUUCUGGGGCUGAUCCUGUCCAGAUCGAGCGGCUUCUUGUUGCGAGCAGACGGAUCGGGGUUCGGGAGCCCUGUGGGUGAGGAAAGGCGAGAGAUUCGGGAGAUUGUUUGGCGAGGGCGGGCGGAGAUGGUUGCUGGACCGGAGGUUAUGCAUCAGGUCGUUCCGAUGUUGGAGGCGUCGUUCCAUCGGUGCCCCUUGAAGGGGGGCGAGGAGGUGGUGGUCGCCAGGGUUGCGGUGUCGCCGCCGCCGCCGGUGGCGUCGCCUGAGGCGGAUGCAGAGGUCGAACUCGAGGUACCCGAUCUGGAGCGUAAGGCACCUUUGGAGACACUACAGUUUGUCCCCAACAUUAGAUCUGGUAGCUUCGCCGACAUGGGACCUAGGCGGUACAUGGAAGAUGAACAUAUCAGAAUUGAUGAUCUUUCUGGUCAUCUUGGCUCUCUGUUGUUGUGCCCAGCGCCUAAUGCCUUCUAUGGGGUUUUUGAUGGCCAUGGGGGUUCAGAUGCAGCAGCCUACAUGAAAAGACAUGCUAUGAGGUUGUUCUUUGAGGAUUCUGAAUUCCCAGAAGCAGUGGAAGAAGAUGAAUUAUUUUUUGGAUCCGUUGAGAACUCGAUCCGAAAAGCAUUCUUGAAUGCAGACCUUGCUCUUGCAGAUGAUUCGGUCAUCAGCCGAUCUUCUGGAACCACAGCUCUUACAGCUUUGAUCUUUGGAAGGCAGUUGUUGGUUGCCAAUGCUGGGGAUUGCCGUGCAGUUCUAUGUAGGAAAGGCACAGCUGUGGAGAUGUCUCGUGAUCACAGGCCAACUUAUGAUGCAGAGCGCCAAAGGGUCACUGAGUGUGGAGGAUACAUUGAAGAUGGCUACCUUAACGGUGUACUCUCUGUGACCCGGGCUCUUGGGGAUUGGGACAUGAAAAUGCCGCAAGGCUCGUCGUCACCUCUGAUUUCUGAGCCAGAGUUCCAGCAGACCAUCCUCACUGAAGAUGAUGAGUUCCUCAUUAUAGGCUGCGACGGUAUAUGGGACGUCAUGACCAGCCAGCAUGCUGUGAGCCUAGUCCGCAAGGGGCUCCGGCGGCAUGAUGACCCUGAGAGGUGCGCAAGGGAGCUUGCCAUGGAGGCGAAGAGGCUCCAAACCUUUGACAACCUCACGGUGAUCGUCAUCUGCUUUGCGUCUGAGCUCAGUGGGUGCUUGCCGCCUUCAGACCAGGCGUCGUCCAGAAGGAUGAGAUCUUGCAAGAGCUUGUCAGCCGAAGCCCUUAGCAACCUGAGGAGAUUGCUGGAAUCUGAUGAGUAGACGCUGUAGGCUGGCGAUGUAGAGUGUACGGCUGUUUUUGCGCAGCCAGCAAUUUUGUAGGGCAUUUCUCGGUAGCUGCUGCUCUUAUUUUUGUUUGUUCACUGCUAUUUCGGUGUACAUACUAAACCGGUUUCACGUACCGUUGAUUAGUUCCUUGAGAUAGCGAGGACUUAUUUCAGUGAGUGACUCCUUCCAGAUUCCCUGGAUUACCAAUUUUCUAUUUACGGUUUACGAUUCUA